AUGAGUUUCAGCCGCAACGGGGGACUCACUGCCCGCAACUUCAGGCCUUGUCUACCCCAGAAUCGACUCCGCAUUCGCUCCACCCUACCUCCGCUCUUGUCCCGGAGAUUCCAUGCCAGCUCUCUGCUAUGGGGGAUCAAGUCACAAGUUCUAAAGGAUGUCGGCGAGGGCAUCACGGAAGUCCAGAUCAUUCAAUGGUACGUGGAAGAAGGGGCUCAUAUUGAGGAAUGGAAGCCUUUAUGCCAAUACCAGUCGGAUAAAGCUGUCGAUGAUAUUACUUCGAGAUACGAGGGCGUUAUCAAGAAACUACAUUUUGAGACAGAUGAUACAGUGCCUACGGGAAGGGCACUCUGCGACAUUGAAGUUGCGGAUGGAAAAUACCCCGAUGAUAACCCGCCGCCCGAAUCAAGGGCAGCGCCAUCUGAACCUACUCCGGUCUCUGAACCCAUACCUACAACUCAGGCAGCCGAGUCCUCUCUAAUAACUCCUCCUCCUAUCAAAGUUCUGGAGGAGACACCCAAGACAAAGCAUGCAUCCCUUGCAGUCCCCGCCGUACGCGGUCUAUUGAAGAACCAUGGCGUGAACAUCCUCGACAUCAACGGAACCGGCAAAGACGGGCGGGUGAUGAAAGAAGAUGUACUGAAGUUUGUCGCAGAGAGAGAUUCUCCAGUCCCAACAUCAGUGUCCGCCCCAGUCUCCGUCACACCAGACACACGGCAAGCAGAGUCAAUUGUCAACCUCACCCCGAUCCAAUCACAGAUGUUCAAGACAAUGACCAAAUCCCUGAACAUCCCACACUUCCUCUACGCAGACGAACUAAAGGUCAAUGACAUCACCGCCAUCCGCAAGAAACUUGCCAGCGACAAACGCGAUCCUACCAAAAUCACCUUCCUCCCUUUCGUCGUCAAGGCCGUCUCCCAGGCCCUGACCGAGUUCCCAAUCCUCAACUCCAAAGUCGAUACUACAGACCCCACAAAGCCCAAGCUAGUCAUGCGUGCCAAGCACAAUAUCGGGAUUGCUAUGGAUACGCCGAAUGGUCUGAUUGUUCCGAACAUCAAGGAUGUCGCCAGCCGCUCGAUCUUCGACAUUGCUUCUGAGAUCACACGGCUAAGUGCCCUGGGUAACGCCGGCAAGCUGACGUCUGCCGAUCUCAGUGGUGGUACUAUCACUGUGUCGAAUAUUGGCAAUAUCGGGGGCACAUACGUGGCUCCGGUGAUUGUGCCAACGGAAGUGGCUAUUCUUGGCGUGGGUAGGUCUAGAGCUGUGCCGAUCUUUGAUGAGGAUGGACAGGUUACACGCGGGGAUAUGGUUAACUUCAGUUGGAGUGCGGACCACCGUGUCAUUGAUGGUGCGACAAUGGCGAGGAUGGGUAACAGGGUCAAGGACUUAGUUGAAUCGCCCGAGCUUAUGCUUCUAAAUCUCAGGUGA
Molecule: messenger RNA, 1428 nt
Organism: Penicillium expansum
Lineage: Eukaryota; Fungi; Ascomycota; Eurotiomycetes; Eurotiales; Aspergillaceae
Exons: 4
Coding region: 1-1428 (475 amino acids)
Cellular component (GO): cytoplasm; mitochondrion
Molecular function (GO): lipoic acid binding; acetyltransferase activity
Source: RefSeq, a predicted model, not a curated record